CGGAGGGCUCGAGGCGCGGGGAGCCGAGGUGGAACGAGGCGAAGCCGGCCGGGCCGGGGCCUCAUCCUUCUCCCAGCGCGAGCGCCUGGCGUCGGCGUGGCAGGAGGUCGUGGGAAACCGGGGCAUAGUGUUUGAUGAAAAAUCUAUGUGUAUGGAGUAAAAAUGGCAGGCUUCCUAGAUAACUUCCGAUGGCCGGAAUGUGAGUGUAUUGACUGGAGCGAGAGAAGAAAUGCUGUUGCUUCUGUGGUUGCGGGCAUAUUGUUUUUUACAGGCUGGUGGAUCAUGAUUGACGCAGCCGUGGUGUAUUCCAAGCCUGAGCAGUUGAACCAUGCUUUUCACACGUGUGGGGUAUUUUCCACAUUGGCUUUCUUCAUGAUAAAUGCUGUGUCCAAUGCUCAGGUGAGAGGCGACAGCUAUGAAAGUGGCUGUUUGGGAAGAACAGGUGCUCGAGUCUGGCUCUUCAUUGGUUUCAUGUUGAUGUUUGGGUCACUUAUUGCCUCCAUGUGGAUUCUUUUUGGUGCAUAUGUUACUCAGAACACUGAUGUGUAUCCAGGACUAGCUGUGUUUUUUCAAAACGCUCUUAUAUUUUUCAGUACUCUAAUCUACAAAUUUGGAAGAACUGAAGAACUCUGGACCUGAUCACUUCUUAAAUCACACUUUCCUUUUGUUACAUUCUACUUAUAGAUAAGUUUUAUCUCAAUAUAAUUUACACAUUGCCAAAUGGAACAGAUUAUAUUUUACGUUAAAUGUUUUGAUUCUUUCUUUUUCUUAUUUUUUGAGGUAGGGUUUCACUCUAGCCCAAGCCGACCUGCAAUUGACUGUGUAGUCUCAGGGUGGCCUUGAACUCUGUCCCAUGAGUGCUGGGAUUAAAGGCGUGUGCUACCACACCUGGCAUAUGUUUUGAUUCUUUAUGUUUUUACACCCUGAGUUUUGAGAUACUUUUAGAAAUGUUUGUCUUAUCUUUUUCAUUGACUUGACUGUUAAUAUGUACAUAUUACAUGACUGUAUAGGUUGGAUGGUGUCAGUUUUUUUUUCUUCCUGAGGCUUAAGGAUUUACUGGUUCCCUGAGCCAGGGUUGUGUCAUAUAGUGUUUUAGAGAGAAACACUGUCUCAUAUCUCUUAUGUUUGAAGACACGCAAAAAAUAUUCAGCUCCAUAUAACCCGAAAUAAGCAUUGAACCAUUAAAAAUGGUAUUUCUCCAAGUUGUACUUUAUUUUGGCUUAGAAAUGAGAUUUUUUUAAAAGGAAAAAUGUUUGUCCUUAUGUAUUAGAGAGGUGAACUUUUUAUAUGAAGAUUUUUUUAAAUGCCCAAAGGACUAGUUUGAAAGCCUCUUUUAAAAAGAAUUCCUCUACUAUGACUUUGUUUGAGAAGGGAUAACGCUAGAUCAAAUCAACUCGGUUUUUUAUGGUUCAUAUGAAAAGACCACAAGGCAGCUUAGCAGUGUGCUUCCCAUAGCAGCAGCCCUCACCCUCUCCUGGGCUGCCCGUGUCCGCCAUGGCACAGGGCACGGCCGGCUGCUGGGAGCCGUGCAGGCGCGGAGGCGUGCGGCAGGAGCAAGAGGUGCAGUUCCCGGGCCCAGUGAAGGGUCAGGCCGAACCCCCGCCGCCCUACCUGCACGUCUCCUUUUGCGCGAGCUCUCCAGCCUUGGGAGGAGUUGCUGUAACUGUAUCUCCUGAAGACUGCCUUCCCUGGAUGGUAUUUGCACUGUGUAUAUUCCUGUGGCUUUUAUUGCCACUUUUGCUUUCCCAGAGGGAUUUUAUAGAACUUUAUCAUAAAACAGUAGUAUCCAUUGUAGAAUAUGCAACCUCUAAUGCAAGCCUUACUCUGCAUAACUUCCUCUUGUCUCGAGGACUGACUGCACAGGAUGGAGCAGCCUGGGACAGACACUGUGCCUUCGUCCACAGGCGCCUCGCUUCAGGACUUGAUCUCUUCCUAGGAAGGUCAGCUUUGUCUGUCCUCCAGCAAAUUACAAAAUGAACUCCAUGUUUCUACUCUUGUAACCUGUUGCAAUAAAUACUACUUCCCACGCAUUCGAACAUUGUUAAGUUUGCUGGAGAAAAUGAGCCAUACAGAUUAGUUUGCCAAUUACUCUUCAGUUAUUCAAUUAUUAAGUCUGAUUAAAGGGGCAUUUUGUACUCACACCACGAGCAGAAGUGAUGUGCUGAGGCCAUGCAAUGCCAAGAAAGGUUUAUGACGGGCAUCCCCGAUGACCAGCUGAAAGUGUUGGUGGCUUCUGCUCAUGACUCUGCUGUGAAUUUUGUUUGAAUUGGGAAUAAAUGAAUUCAUUUCUUUUGUUUAUUUUUACAUUAAAAGAGAGAUAAUGUUAGUAUCUCAUAGAUACUGUGAGUCAGUAGAAUCCUGUUAAUCAUCUAAAUGCACAUGAUUCUUUUAAUAAAGCUCUUACUAUUACACAA
Jaculus jaculus (lesser Egyptian jerboa) is the source of this 2414-nucleotide messenger RNA. It is a transcript of the gene Tmem50b, whose product is annotated as transmembrane protein 50B. The record is from RefSeq and is a predicted model, not a curated record. The transcript has 7 exons. Gene Ontology annotation, biological process: late endosome to vacuole transport via multivesicular body sorting pathway; protein targeting to vacuole. Bases 163 to 639 code for a protein of 158 amino acids. NCBI's taxonomy places the organism in Eukaryota, Metazoa, Chordata, Mammalia, Rodentia, Dipodidae.